AUGGCACCAUCAGCUCCAGAAGUGAUGUCAGACGACGAUUGGCGUCGUUUACUAACACAACCGAGUCUUUCAGAACGAGUUUCAUUCCUGCGCUAUUUAGCCAUCACACAAUAUCGUGCCAAACAAGAUCUGCUCAAGAAGCAAAGCGCUGAUGAAGCUUACAUUGAAUACAUCAAGGAACAGCAGCGGCAGUUUGAAAGUGGUGGCAUGGGCUAUGGUCCUCGAAUGUAUCAAAUAAUGAUGAACCCACUAAGGAAUAAAAAAAGAUUGCAUCAGCUCUACGGAGCACGUGUGUGGCGAACCAUGCGGCUUGAUGAGAAGCCACAUGUGGUUUUCGAUAUGCAGUUCAUUGAUGAAAUGGCCGAGAAACGUCGAAAUAUUAUCGGAAACCAAAUGCAAUACCUUAUUUCGGUUCGUUCUCAGUUGAUACAAAUCUGGAUUCAGUUUCUCAUGUUCAUUUGA
Anisakis simplex (herring worm) is the source of this 462-nucleotide messenger RNA. NCBI's taxonomy places the organism in Eukaryota, Metazoa, Nematoda, Chromadorea, Rhabditida, Anisakidae. The record is from the annotation of a GenBank genome assembly.